CCGUACAGCCUCAAACAUAAAAAUCCUAUAAAUUAUCUCUCUAGACAUACACACACUCUCACUAAACAAACAGCCAUGGCUGACCAAGAGUCCACUCCUACAGCUUCCAUGGAUCCAUACAAGUUCCUCAAAAUCAUCCUCAACCCAGACGGUUCACUCACCCGCCUCAACCCAAUGCCCACUGCUCCCCCAACCCCCAAUCCCACCACCACCACAACCACCACCGCCCUCUCCAAAGACAUUCCUCUCAACGCCGCCACCUCCACUUUCCUCCGCCUCUUCCGCCCCCUCCACCCUCCUCCCGCCACCAAACUCCCCCUCAUCAUUUACUUCCACGCCGGCGGAUUCGUCCUCCUCAGCGCUACAUCUCAACCCUUUCACCAAUCAGGCGCCUCCAUGGCCGAUCAAACCCCAGCUCUAAUCCUGUCCGUCGAAUACCGUCUCGCACCAGAACACCGCCUCCCUGCGGCGUACGAUGACGCCGUCGACGCGAUUACGUGGGUCCGGGACCAAGCAUUGGGAAUCAACGGCUGUGAUGAAUGGAUGAGAGAUUUUGCUGAUUUUUCCAAGUGUUUUAUAUCGGGGAGUAGUUCAGGGGCAAAUAUAGCCUACUUCGCGGGUCUACGUGUACUGGAUCUGGAUCUGUCUCCUGUGAAGAUCGUAGGGCUGAUACUGAACCAGCCGUUUUUCGGUGGGGUCGAUAGGACAGAAUCACAGAUCAGGUUUUUGAAUGAUCGGAUCGUACCGUUGCCUGUUAACGAUCUGUUGUGGGCCCUGGCUUUGCCUGAGGGUGCAGAUCGUGAUCAUGAAUACUGCAAUCCGACGGGUGAGGAUGAGAAGAUCGGACGGUUGCCGAGGAGUUUGGUGACAGGGCAUGGUGGGGACCCACUGUUGGAUCGGCAGAAGCAGUUUGUGAAGAUGUUGGAGGCACGUGGGGUGCAGGUGGUGAUGAAGGUGGAUGAAGAUGGGUUCCAUGGUGCCGAGAUCUUCGAACCUCAAAAGGCCCAAGAUUUUUAUGAUGAUGUCAAUGGUUUCGUCAGCAAUGUUGUAGGGUCCAUGUCAACUUUGUAACAAGUCUUUGGAUUAAUAGCGGCCAGAAAAGUCUUUGGAUUAAUAUUAUGGGGUGGUUUUGGGUGAUGUAAAUUAGUGUAUUUUUUAAUUUUUUUUGUGAAAUAUGUGUUUAGUAUAGAUUGAAUUUGAAAUAAUAUAAUAAAGAGAUGAUAUAAUUUAAAUAAAA
This is a messenger RNA of Camellia sinensis, 1237 nucleotides long. RefSeq names its product putative carboxylesterase 8. Gene Ontology annotation, molecular function: hydrolase activity. Lineage: Eukaryota; Viridiplantae; Streptophyta; Magnoliopsida; Ericales; Theaceae. The record is from RefSeq and is a predicted model, not a curated record.